This is a messenger RNA of Arachis duranensis, 3131 nucleotides long. Its product is annotated as aconitate hydratase 1. Bases 136 to 2841 code for a protein of 901 amino acids. The record is from RefSeq and is a predicted model, not a curated record. The transcript is spliced from 20 exons. Gene Ontology annotation, molecular function: 4 iron, 4 sulfur cluster binding; aconitate hydratase activity. Gene Ontology annotation, cellular component: mitochondrion; cytosol. Gene Ontology annotation, biological process: tricarboxylic acid cycle; citrate metabolic process. NCBI's taxonomy places the organism in Eukaryota, Viridiplantae, Streptophyta, Magnoliopsida, Fabales, Fabaceae.
ACAAUAGCAGAAUAGCACGCUCCACUUUGUUUCACUUCUCUUUAUCAAUUCAUAUCUGUCUUCGCUUCUCGCUUCACCUACUCCCUCUCCUUCUCGUUUGAUCGAUCCAUAAUCUCAUAGCUACAUUCAGAGACUAUGGCGGCGACUGCAAACCCCUUCCAGAGCAUUCUGAAGACGCUUCAGAAGCCUGGUGGUGCUGGUGACUUCGGAAGUUACUUUAGCUUGCCAGCUCUUAAUGAUCCAAGAAUUGAUAAACUUCCUUACUCUAUCAGGAUACUUUUGGAAUCUGCGAUUCGUAACUGUGAUGAGUUUCAAGUUAAGAAGCAUGACGUUGAAAAAAUUAUUGAUUGGGAGAAUUCUGCUCCCAAACAGGUGGAAAUUCCAUUCAAGCCGGCUAGAGUGCUGCUGCAGGAUUUUACUGGUGUGCCUGCUGUUGUUGAUCUUGCUUGCAUGCGAGACGCAAUGAACAAGCUUGGUGGCGAUUCUAAUAGAAUUAAUCCCUUGGUACCAGUAGAUCUUGUCAUUGAUCACUCAGUUCAGGUUGAUGUUGCGAGAUCAGAAAAUGCUGUUCAGGCAAAUAUGGAACUUGAAUUUCAGAGGAACAAGGAAAGAUUUGGUUUCCUCAAGUGGGGUUCCACUGCAUUCAAUAACAUGCUUGUUGUUCCUCCCGGAUCAGGAAUAGUUCACCAGGUCAAUUUAGAAUACCUCGGUAGAGUGGUGUUCAACACGAAUGGUGUGCUUUAUCCAGACAGUGUUGUGGGAACUGACUCACACACAACUAUGAUUGAUGGCUUGGGUGUUGCUGGGUGGGGAGUUGGUGGAAUUGAAGCAGAAGCUGCUAUGCUCGGCCAGCCCAUGAGCAUGGUCCUACCAGGUGUUGUUGGAUUUAAAUUAUUAGGAAAACUACGAAGUGGCGUGACGGCUACUGAUUUGGUGUUGACUGUUACUCAAAUGCUAAGGAAACACGGGGUUGUUGGCAAGUUUGUGGAGUUUUACGGGGAAGGCAUGAGUGAGCUACCUUUGGCAGAUCGUGCCACCAUAGCAAACAUGUCUCCUGAAUAUGGUGCAACCAUGGGCUUCUUUCCUGUUGAUCAUGUCACUUUGCAAUAUUUGAAGUUGACAGGAAGAAGUGAUGAAACUGUUUCCAUGAUAGAAUCCUAUUUACGAGCCAAUAAGAUGUUUGUGGACUACAAUGAGCCUCAAGUGGAGAGAGUGUACUCAUCAUAUUUGGAGCUCAAACUUGAGGAUGUAGAACCUUGUGUCUCAGGUCCAAAGAGGCCUCAUGAUCGUGUCCCUUUGAAAGAAAUGAAGGUAGAUUGGCAUGCCUGCCUCAACAAUAAAGUUGGGUUUAAGGGUUUUGCCAUACCAACAGAAUCUCAAAAUAAGGUUGCAGAGUUCACAUUCAAUGGGACAAAAGCACAUCUUAGGCAUGGGGAUGUUGUUAUAGCUGCUAUCACCAGCUGUACAAAUACCUCAAACCCUUAUGUAAUGCUUGGAGCUGCACUGGUUGCAAAGAAAGCAUGUGACUUGGGAUUGGAGGUGAAGCCAUGGAUUAAAACAAGUCUUGCUCCAGGUUCCGGUGUUGUAACUAAAUAUUUAGAGAGGAGUGGCUUGCAGAAGUAUUUGAACCAGCUAGGUUUUCAUAUAGUUGGGUAUGGAUGCACCACAUGCAUUGGUAAUUCAGGGGAUAUUAAUGAAGCUGUGGCUUCUGCAAUUACUGAAAAUGAUAUUGUAGCUGCAGCUGUCUUGUCUGGAAAUAGGAACUUUGAGGGCCGAGUUCAUCCAUUAACAAGGGCUAAUUAUCUAGCUUCGCCUCCUCUUGUUGUUGCCUAUGCACUUGCUGGCACAGUUGACAUUGACUUUGAAACUGAACCUAUUGGAAUAACCAAGGAUGGAGAGAGGAUAUUCUUCAAAGAUAUUUGGCCAUCCAGUGAAGAAAUUGCAAGUGUUGUACAAUCAAGUGUGCUGCCAGAUAUGUUUAGGGAAACAUAUAAUGCGAUCACCAAGGGCAAUCCCAUGUGGAAUAAUCUCUCUGUUCCCACUGGCACUCUUUAUUCCUGGGACCCUUCAUCAACAUAUAUUCAUGAGCCACCUUAUUUUAAGAACAUGACCAUGUCUCCACCCGGUGGACACGGAGUGAAGAAUGCUUACUGUUUGCUCAAUUUUGGGGAUAGUAUUACGACUGACCACAUCUCUCCAGCUGGUAGCAUACAUAAAGAUAGUCCUGCUGCCAAAUACCUUAUGGAGCGUGGGGUUGACAGACGAGACUUCAACUCCUACGGAAGUCGCCGUGGUAACGAUGAGGUGAUGGCACGAGGAACUUUUGCCAAUAUUCGCAUCGUCAACAAACUCUUGAAUGGAGAAGUUGGACCGAAAACAAUCCAUAUUCCUUCUGGGGAGAAGUUAUCAGUCUUUGAUGCUGCAAUGAAAUACAAGAGCGAAGGGCAUGAUAUGAUUAUCUUAGCUGGUGCAGAGUAUGGAAGUGGAAGUUCCCGUGAUUGGGCUGCAAAGGGGCCGAUGCUACUGGGUGUGAAAGCUGUCAUAUCAAAAAGCUUUGAAAGGAUUCACCGAAGUAAUUUGGUGGGAAUGGGUAUUAUCCCUCUAUGUUUCAAGUCCGGGGAGGAUGCCGAUAGUCUUGGAUUGACUGGUCGUGAGCGGUACACCAUUGAUCUUCCGAACAUAAGUGAAAUCCGACCUGGUCAAGAUGUCACAGUGGUGACAGAUGAUGGGAAGAAAUUUGUAACUACUCUAAGAUUCGAUACAGAGGUUGAACUUGCUUACUUCAGCCAUGGAGGCAUCUUGCAAUAUGUGAUCAGAAACUUGAUCAAUGCUAAACAUUAAGGGUGUUAAAAGAAACAAUGUUGGCUGGUGGCAUUGGUAGCACACAGUCGCACUGAUUUUUAACUUUGUCCAAAUAAAGGUUCCUCCAAGGUGGUAAAAAAUCCUUGCUAUCAAAUGUUGUAUCAAUAAACCAAGGAAUGAUGAAGGGUUGUUGUAAUGGCUGUCACUUUUCAUUUCUCAUAUUUAUUUGAGAAUGGAGAAGUCUUUAUUCCUUAUUAUAGGGUUUGAGUGUUGUGGCGAACAUUUACUUUCAAGAGAAAUAGAGAAUCAUCAGUUGAAGGGUUAAUAAA